This is a messenger RNA of Erigeron canadensis, 4176 nucleotides long. RefSeq names its product zinc finger protein BRUTUS-like At1g74770. The record is from RefSeq and is a predicted model, not a curated record. Gene Ontology annotation, cellular component: nucleus; plasma membrane. Lineage: Eukaryota; Viridiplantae; Streptophyta; Magnoliopsida; Asterales; Asteraceae. The transcript is spliced from 13 exons. The coding region runs from base 215 to 3880 and encodes 1221 amino acids. Gene Ontology annotation, biological process: protein ubiquitination; ubiquitin-dependent protein catabolic process. Gene Ontology annotation, molecular function: ubiquitin protein ligase activity; zinc ion binding.
UAAUAAUAAUAAUAAUAAUAAAACUAUAACAAUUAUAAUAAUAAUUCUCUAUAUCUGAUCGACGGGUUUAUAUGCGCCACAACUUCCAUGCCUGUACUUCCUUUCACUUCUCCGGUUGUUAUUUAUAAUAUCAUCUGCCGGACGGUAGUUCAAUGGCCGGAGUUGAGUAACAUAGUUCUGGCGGUUACUCCGCCUGAAGUUGUAUUAGUAUCUGAUGUCGGCUGUUUUCGAACAAGUUACGGUUAUUUCUGGUGAACGGUUACUGGAAUCUCCGGUAUUGUUGUUGUUGCAUUUUCAUAAUGCGCUACGUAAAGAAGUGGCGGACUUACGUCGUACUGCGGCGGAGGCCUUGAAUGAUGGCAACAGCAGGAUCAUCUCUUCUGCUGACUUCAUUCAAGAGCUCCGCCGCAGGUUCGAGUUUUUUAAGCUUGUUAAUAAGUAUCACUCCGUCGCUGAAGAUGAGGUGAUUUUUAGAGCGUUGGAUGUACAUGUAAAGAAUGUGGUGUCUGCAUAUUCGCUUGAACAUACGAGCACAAAUGAUAUUCUGGACUCAAUUUUCCAUUAUCUAGAUGUGUUGAAGAAUGAAAAUGAAAGCUGUAUUUCUAAGCCAUUUCAAGAGCUUGUUUACUUCAUUGGUACAUUGCAGACCAGUAUUUGCAAGCAUAUGGCAAAAGAAGAAGAGCAGGUAUUUCCUUUGCUGACUCAGCAAUUCUCUACCCAAGAACAGGCUUCAUUUGUUUGGCAGUUUAUGUGUAGUGUUCCUAUGCUACUCUUAGAAGACUUCUUUCGAUGGAUGAACUCCUUCCUCUCUUCAGACGAAAGGGACAAUGUUCGUCAAUGUCUAAAAGUAGUAGUACCUAAGGAUUUAUAUCUGCAAGAGGUUGUAAUAUCAUGUCUUGAAGCAAAGGAGCAAGCCAUCACUGGAGACUUUGAUAAAUAUGGAAAAGGAUCUCUAUUCCUCAAUGGUCGUGCUAAUUUUCGGAAGAUUUUAGAAGUAUAUAAAUCUGAGGGUCAUUGCGGAGAGCCAAUGAAGCCAGGGUGUGAAUAUGCAGUUUAUGAAACUUCUCAAUACAAUCCUUUGGAUGGUGCUCAUUUAUGGCACACUGCCUAUCAUAAGGAUCUGCUAGAAGUUCUUGAAGAGCUAUAUUCAAUUCGAGAUUCAAAAGAUCUUUCAGGAUUCAUUCCUGUUAUUUUUCAGCUCAAGUUUUUUGCUGACGUCAUCAUAUUUUACAGCUAUGCAUUGGAUAAACUCUUCUACUCAAUGUGCAUAGAGUUGGCUGAAAAUUGCCCAGGUCCUUCAUAUCAACAGUUCUUGGAUGACAGUCAAAUUGAAGGUUUGCAGCAGUUGUUGUAUACGACCGAAACUGUGAUGUCAGCAACGAACUUUGUGGAGGAUCUAUGUGAUAAACUAAAAGUCUCUGCCACAGGAAUCCACAAGUACCUGACAUUUGUAGAAAUUGAGGUUUUCCCUUUUAUAAUCAUGAAUUGCAGCCGUGAAAUGCAGUGGUGGUUGUUAUAUGCUAGUCUUGAGAUGAUGCCACUUGGGUUGCUCAAGUGCACAGUUACUUGGUUCUCAAGUCAUUUAUCAGAGGAUGAAUCAAAGUCCAUUUUGCAUAGCAUAAAGCAAGGACGCCUUUUUGUUAACAAAUCGCUAUCUUCCCUGUUGUAUGAAUGGGUACGCGUUGGUUACUCAGGGAAGACAUCUGUUGACAGUUUCAGAAAAGAUCUGCGUGCAGCAUUCGAGAACAGAUGCUCGUUUUUUUCAGAACAAAUUAAGAACAAUUCUGCAUUUCCGUACUUGCAGACGGUCAAUAAAGGUGUAUCUAGCUCUUCGUCUGCCUUUUACAGCAGUAGUAUGUAUGACGCAUCAUACUCUAGCGGGAUCAACUUUCAUGUAUUUUUUCCUCAAAAUUUGAAAACUUCUACUCACUUUUCAACAAAUUGUAUAGAGAAUAACUCUGAAAGUUCCCUCCGCUAUCUAGAGUCAAAACCAGUGGAUCUUAUCUUUUUCUUCCACAAAGCUCUCAAGAAGGAUAUGGAAAACCUUGCUUCUAUUUCUGUUAAUCUGGUUGACAAUAAUGAUUUAUUUCCAGAGUUUUACCGACGUUUCCAUCUUGUACGGGUUCUACAUAAAAUACACAGCGAUGCAGAGGAUGAAAUUGCAUUUCCAGCCCUAGAAGCAAAGGAAAUUACCCAGAACAUUAGUCAUUCAUACUCCAUUGAUCAUAAAAUGGAUGUUGAGUACUUCAACAGAAUUUCCUAUGUUCUGGAUCAGAUUUCCGAAAUGUAUGUUUCAGUCUUAAGUGGACGAAUGGUAAUGUAUCGUCAGCUAUGUGUAAAGCUCCAUGACAUGUGUGAAUGCAUGAAUAGAAUGCUUUCGGACCAUGUGGACCAUGAAGAAAUUGAGUUAUGGCCUUUGUUUAGAGAACAUCUGUCUGUCAAGGAGCAAGAAAAGGUAAUAGGAUCCAUGCUUGGAAGAACACGAGCAGAAACUCUACAAGAAAUGAUACGUUGGCUUGCAGAAUCUUUGACAAUAGAAGAACACAACGCACUCAUGUCUGUAUGGCGCAAGAUUGCCAAGAACACAAUGUUUGAUCAAUGGUUAGGAGAAUGGUGGGAUGGUAUGGAAAGAUAUGACAUUCCCAAGGUUGACAAAUCAACUAUGACGACUAUGUCAGCUGCAGAGACAUUGGAAAUAAUCUCAAAGUACUUGCCAUGUGGAAAAAGUUUGUGUGAUACAAACGGAGAUUUAUCAAAAAGCAAUAUGAUUAGCUGUGGAAUUAUGCAAUGUGAAAGUUCUAAUGAUGAUGGAAAAGAAAAUCAAUCGCACAAAGACCAAGUGGUGGAGGGUUGUAAGGUUUGCAGUGAACUUGACAAGUCAAACAUAGAGAUAUCAAGUAUUACUCGUCAAAUUGAAACAGCUAAAAGUUCUGUACUAGUAUUGGGUCAAGAAGAACUUGAGGCCACAAUAAGAAGAGUCAAUUGUGACCAAACAUUGGAGCCCCAGAAGAAAUCAUUCAUUAUACAGAAUCUGAUGAUGAGCCGUUGGAUCAAUACACAACAAAAAUCUCAUGUGGAUGUUGAUGCGCUAGAUAAUCAGCAAGAUGUUCUAGGUACUUAUCCAUCUUAUCGUGAUGCUCAAAGAUUAGUUUUCGGAUGUGAACACUACAAGCGGAACUGCAAACUUGUUGCUUCCUGUUGUAACAAGAUAUACACUUGCAGAUAUUGCCAUGAUGAAGCAAAUACUGAACAUGUAAUGGACAGUCUAUGCAGAAAAGCCACAACCAUGAUGAUGUGCAUGAAGUGUUUGAUAAUCCAACCGAUUGGUCCAACAUGCUCAACCGUUUCUUGUAACAAUUUAUCAAUGGCUAGAUACUACUGCUCCAUCUGCAAACUAUUUGACGACGAGAGGAAAAUAUACCACUGCCCAUAUUGUAACCUCUGCAGAGUUGGGAAAGGUCUGGGUGUGGACUACUUUCAUUGCAUGAACUGCAAUGCCUGCAUGGGAAGGCAACUUUUGGUUCACAUCUGCAGAGUGAAGCAUCUUGAAGACAAUUGCCCAAUAUGCCAUGAGUACAUCUUCACAUCCAGCAAUCCUGUGAAGGCCCUUGCAUGUGGUCAUGUAAUGCAUUCCUCAUGUUUUCAGGAAUACACUUGCUCCAACUAUACUUGCCCGAUAUGCAGCAAGUCAUUGGGAGAUAUGCAGGUAUACUUCGGGAUGUUGGAUGCAAUGCUAGCUGAAGAGAAAAUUCCAGAGGAGUAUUCUGGCAAGACGCAGGAUAUUUUAUGCAAUGACUGUGAGAAGAGAGGAACAGCAUCGUUUCAUUGGUUAUACCAUAAAUGUGCUCGCUGUGGUUCCUACAACACCCGGCUUAUUUGAAUCAGAUGAAUUGCUUUCCAUGGUUGCAUAUUACCUCCUUGGGAUCUAUGGUAUUGAAGCGGGACUGGAUUUUGUCAUAAUGAUCAUGUAUAAAUUUAAAGUUUGUUGUUAUUAUUUGCAUCAAAUAAGUUCCCUCCAGCAAAAACAUUUUCGAUAUUGUCACUGGAGUUGUUUUGACUAAUGUAAUUAGCACUGUUAUGGGUGACCGUAUUGCACUGUUCUCAGAGCACUUAUGUAUGUGAUGCAAGUGAACACGUACUAAAAAGCUCACAAAUAGAAGCUCAUUUUGUAUUUUC